Molecule: messenger RNA, 1227 nt
Organism: Owenia fusiformis
Lineage: Eukaryota; Metazoa; Annelida; Polychaeta; Sabellida; Oweniidae
Source: the annotation of a GenBank genome assembly
GUUUGAAUAAUUUUAGAAAAGCAUCAAGCUUGGAAAACCAUAGUUCUAUUUUUGAAUUUUUUUUUAAAAAUCGAGGUUGCCCAAAAUCAAUCUCUCACAUAAUCUAGUUGAAAGUCCAUGGCUUAGACGCAUAUAUAUAAAUUGUAAUGACGUUUCACCUGAUUCAUAUACUUCCAGGUAGGCUGUUUUAAGUAUUCAGUCCUUCCAUUAGACUCACAAAAAUGACACUUCAGGCUAUGAAAGCAGAGUUGGGUUUUUUGUCGCGCCCUGAUGGUUCGAGCGUCCUGACUCAGGGUGACACAUCAGUUAUUGCAGCCAUAUAUGGUCCUGGUGAUAUAAAGCUUAGUCGUGAGAAGAUUGAAAAAGCAACAAUUGAUGUUGUCUACAAACCUAAAUCCGGUUUACCAGGCUGUGAUGAGAAGGUGGAUGAGAGAAUGAUAAGGAAUAUAUGUGAGACAAGCAUAGUCGGGAGUUUACAUCCAAGAACAGCAAUCAAUAUCAUCACGCAGGAAGUUCAAGAUUCUGGUUCUUUACUGUCAUGUUGCAUCAAUGCGUCAUCCAUUGCUCUACUUGAUGCAGCCAUUCCUCAAAAAUUCACAGUCGCUGCAGUGACAUGCGUGUUUGAUAAAGAUGAUGAACUUAUUCUGAAUCCUAAUUUGAGACAAGAAAAAGAAUGCAAGGCAGCAUUCACAUUUGUGUUUGAGAGUACAUCAUAUGAGACAGUUGCUACAACAAGUUUUGGAAGUUAUGGCAAAGAACAAUUAAAAACAGCGUUGGCUGCUUGUAAAGAAGCCAGUAAAACAUUAUUCACAUUUUACAAAGAUUUAUUAACUAAGAAACUAUCAAAAGACUGAAUGGUCAUACUAACACAAUGUAUACUCUGACAUAUUGUAUUUCCAGAAUUUAGAUUUUGCUCUCAAAUGUUUUUCAAUAACGAAAAAGUGUAGAGAUAAGAUAUUUGUUAAAUAAAAAGUUAACAGUGUAGAGCAUUGCAAUUUUUUGCGGGUAAAAAAUUGAGAAAUCUCAUCUUUUUCAGCAGGUUCUUUGUCCAUAUAGAUGAAUUCUUUGUUUCUUUGUUUGAUAUGUUGUUUCAUAGUUUAUUUGUUAUUGAAAGAAGCAACAAAGGGAAGAAAUAGCUAACUUUUGGAAAACCUUUCUCUUAAAAGUUCAUUAUGUAACAUCAAAAUAUAGCAAAACGUGCAAACCACGAGAUUCAAUACACAUUCU